AUGACUGGUCUGAGGCGCACUCUGGGGCUUCUGGCUUUGAUGGUGAUUUCGAUCAGGGCUGAGGAGAAGAAGGCUAAAUUUGUCUCUGAAAGAAUUGAGGAAGCCAACACACACACUGUCAGAGCUCCUGAUGGGUUCUUUGUAGAGGAUGACAUGGCUUAUGACUCUGAGAGUGAGAGAAACGCUGACCCCUGCACCUCCUACAACUGCAAGUGGGACCAGGCCAGUAAUGGCAUGGUCUAUGUGCCGUACAUCAUCGCAGACGACUACACAUCCAGAGAGCGGGCCAUCAUUGAACGUGGCCUAGAGUCCUUCCACAGUGUCUCCUGCAUCCGAUUCGUCCCUCGAACCAGUGAAAGAGACUACAUCCACAUCCAAUCUCUGGACGGGUGCUUCUCCUAUGUGGGUCGGCGUUUUAACGCACAGGCUCUGUCUCUGAAGCGACAGGGCUGCCUGUACCAUCAUGUGGUGCAGCACGAGUUGCUGCACGCCCUGGGCUUUAAACACGAGCAGUGCCGCUCCGACCGAGACCAGUACAUCCGCAUCCUGUUGGAGAACGUCAUACCUGGUUGGGAGUACGCAUUCGACAAGAUCAACACUCUGAACCAGGGAACCCCCUACGACUACAACUCUGUCAUGCAGUACAGCAAGUACGCCUUCUCCAAGAACAACCAACCCACCAUGGUGCCAAUCCCUGAUCCAAACGUCGAGUUCGGAACAGCCACUGAGAUGAGCCAGAACGACAUCACCAGGCUCAACAGGCUGUACAACUGCAACUACUGA
Micropterus dolomieu (smallmouth bass) is the source of this 783-nucleotide messenger RNA. RefSeq names its product high choriolytic enzyme 1-like. The transcript is spliced from 7 exons. Gene Ontology annotation, biological process: proteolysis. Gene Ontology annotation, molecular function: zinc ion binding; metalloendopeptidase activity. The coding region runs from base 1 to 783 and encodes 260 amino acids. The record is from RefSeq and is a predicted model, not a curated record. Lineage: Eukaryota; Metazoa; Chordata; Actinopteri; Centrarchiformes; Centrarchidae.